GUUGUUUUCUUUCAGUCACAGAUGGACUGAGGGACCAGGCUGCGCUCGCUGAUCACACGUUCUCUGCAGACAGGUAAAAUGCUUCUCACUGUAACCUCCCUGGAAGAUCCUGGGCCUCCCUCUCCAUCCCCACCACCCACAGCGCCCAAACCUGCGAAAGACAAUGCACGGCUUCAGCGCCUCCUGCGAAAAGCUGCAAAGAGAAGUGGGGUGCAGCAGCAACCAACCCAACCCCCUAAAUCUUUCCGCUCAACUUUAUCACCAGUUAGUGAAGGUGACUUGGAAAGCCUUGAACCUGCAACCCCCAAGAAACAUGUUCCCCCUUCCCUUAUCUUGCCCCCUCGCUUCCAAAUAAAGACAGUGACCCACCGAGUGCCAUCUCCUUAUCCGAAGCAUCGCAGUUUCACAUUUACUGUAAGUGAGCAACAAAGUAUCAGUCAGUAUCUCAGCUCACCCUCUCCUCGUGACACUCCAUCACCACGUCCAACGAGGGCCAUCACACCCACUGUACAUUUAGUAAUCAAUACCUCGAAUGCUACUCCACAACAAGUUAGUGGUGAUGACCCAAACCCACCAUCCAAUGAAUCUUCUACAUUUAAAUCUACACACUCAGACAAAGCAGCUACAACUAACCUACUGGUUUCUAAUGACGUGGUCACAUGUAAUGGGAACUUUUUUGAAGGAGCCAAUACAAAGGCUGGACAACUAAAUUUAAAUACAGAAGACAAAAGUAAAAAGAGUCAAAGUGAUACAUUUCUCACAAAUACAGAAAUAGGCUAUUGCACCUCAAAAUUGGGGGACACAAAUUCAGACAAGACUAUAAGCAAUCUUAGAACAAGCACCGAGGUGGUUGUAGUACACAGGAAGUCCUUUCAGGUAGAGCAAGAAAGUCAUACAAAUCAAGCUAGUGCUUGUUACUCUCCUGCUUCAGUGAAAACAAUACAGUUUGUGGUUUCUCCUGUGCUGGAGACCACAAAAAAGAAUGCAUGUUUGUCCACACCUUCCAGGGGUACAGAUAUUCCAGAUAUCAUUAUAUCUUCUGAUUCAGGAAAUUGUAAUGUAUUAACUGAAAUGCAAUUGACUGAAAAUCAGAAAACUCCAAAUGUAACAGAUUUGCCUAAAGAGUCCGGCGCAGCACCUUCAGAAUAUGUACCAAAAAGUCCCAAGACACAGAUCACACAUCCGCUAACUGGUUCAUCUCCUACUGGAAAACUUGCAGGGAUCAAACCCCCUUCAGAAAAACCAUCUACCACAGAGGAAAUUAACCUUCUAAAAAACCCUGAUCGGGCCAAGCCACCGAGGAAAAAGCCUGGUGGAGGGUGGGCACGACUGAUGAAGCACCUGGUGGUUGAGCCUGAUGAACCAAAAUUUUCUGAAUCACAAAGGACAGAUGUGAAAGAAGAGACAUCAGGUGAUGAUAUAGUGAUGGCCACUGAUGUUCAACAGCCAAGUCGGAGUUCUCGUGCUAACAAAAUGUGGGAUGCUCUACUAUAUCACAUGGCUACAACCCCCAAGGGGCAGGAGAAGACAGGUCCGGGAUCCGAGGCUCCACCUCCACUCCCAUUUCUACGCUCCCGUCUACCACUUCUCCUGCACAGACCUAGAUUUGAUGCACGCAAAUUGAAAGAAGCUGCAUCACGCCCUCUGCGCCGAGUCACUGCUUUCUUCCACCGGAAAACUGGUGAAAAGCCAGCGACUAGUUUCAAUAGAACCGCAUCUGGCUGGAGCAUCCGAGGUGAAGAUACCGAGAAUUCAUAAUGGGAUAGCGCAGAGGGCAAGGAAAAGGAGCAGUUAGUGCUUCAGAGGAGCAUAAUCAACACUUGGAAAUCUCAGAUGAUGCAAACACAAUGUCUAGUACUGCUAAUACGCAAUGCCACACAAUUAGGCUGACGUUACCCAUCACUCCAUCUACACAGGUUAUCAGUUUAUUCCAAGGAUGCAUGUUUACACCAACCCAAUCAGUCUUUGUGUGUCUCUGCAGAUAUAAAUAAAUAUGCUCAUCUCUGCCAAUACAACGUCUCCCUUCUGUGCCCUUAAAACACAUUGUAUCUUCCUCUAAGAGCGGUGACCACUUUGGCCCUGUUUAAUGGGAAGUUUUAGGAUAUGUCAGGUUUUGAUAAUUGUUUAUGUUUCAACUGUUAGACCAUAACUUCGAAAAGCUGACUAAGGAUGAAAGGAACUGUAGUGCAACAUGGGUUGGGGGUCUGUAGAUUCCCAGCCUGGAUUGAGAAGGUAAUGGCAAAAUAAAUGGAAAGGAAAUGGAAGUGAGAAAAAAAAGAUCUAACGAGAUGGACUAGAAAAAGAGUAAAACAGAGAUAAUGAGGUCGAGGAAAGGAGAGCGGCAAUGUAGGUACUUAGAUAAUAUUUAUAUAUUUAAUAUACGAGAGGGUGGAGGAAAGGAGAGCGGCAAUGUGGGUACUUAGAUAAUAUUUAUACAUUUAAUAUAUGACAGCUGACUACUUACCUCAGGGCUCAUCCACCAAAAUCUUCUCGUAUUUUCCAUGUCCGGUGGAUACAAACUUGUACUUCUUAUUAGAUGUAUUCUGGGAGAAGACAAGGUGAAGGUCAGUUCUGCAAAUAGCCCUCUUGUAUUGUACUGCUUUAAAAAUGCUCUUUCUGAUGUUAAAUUAUAUAAAAUUCUUUCUGAACGCGGCAGAUACCAUAGUGUAUAACGCACUGCGAUACACGUUACUGCCGAUCUAAUUCUUUCUGAGCCUCCUACCUCUUCCUGGUACUUACAGUAAUUUUGGGAAAUAGGUAAUCUCAAUCUGUAGUUUUAACUUCCGCUCUCCCUCGUUCUCAAUUUACUUUAUUAUCCGGGUCGUGCCAGCAAAGAGCAUCUUACGCUGGGCUCAGUAAGAGGGAUUAGGGAAGAGCAGUCUGUGCCUCUAGAUUGGGAGGUCAGGAUCCUUCCAUACGUAAAACAAGGGAUACAUGGGCUGCAAGGUUAUUUAAGACUUGGGUUAAGUCCCAUCUCCAACCCCAAUGAACUCUAGUGAUAUGUCAGUAUACAGUGAGCUGAUGGUGAACACAAAACACAGAAUAAGACACGUAAUCAGUUACAAUACAGGGAUACCCCUGUAUCCGAUGUUUGACUUGCUGUGGUUUCACCUAACCAGGGUUGCACAAGACUCCAUCACCGCGUAUGAUGAAAUCUCAUGCAGUCCAGUAAACCCUCACAAUCGCUGUUCUUGUUGUGCCAAAUUGGUAAAUGAAAUAUUAUCAUUAAAUACUGUACAUGAAGAUAAAGUUUAAUUAAGAAACUUGUGUACAUGGAGUUCACUACAAUCUGUGUUUUUUGGCACCAGCGGGGGGUGGUAGGGUCCGAUUGUAUUUGUACAUAACCAUUUGGGUGUUAAAAUGUUAAUUUGGCCAUGCACAGACUUGCUGGAGCACCGAGCAAGUGUAGCAAUGCCUUAGCAUGUCCUUGGUGUAAAUGACAAUGAUGGGACAUGGAGUUGGCACCGAUCAGUUAUAAAGUCCUUUAAAUACCAGCAGUGUGACAUUCUAACGUUAAGUGACCUUUUGUGUUAAUUCUCUUUAAUCCUCAGAAUCAUUCAUUAUGUAAUCCAGCUUAGUGCGAUUUUCACAGCAAUCCUGUACAAUGAGCUAACAAAAAUGUGUAAUUCUAGAUAUGUGUAAUAAAUUAAAAAUAAAUGCACAAA
Messenger RNA from Pelobates fuscus (common spadefoot toad), 3665 nucleotides. It is a transcript of the gene PRR33, whose product is annotated as proline rich 33. The transcript has 2 exons. Bases 79 to 1758 code for a protein of 559 amino acids. NCBI's taxonomy places the organism in Eukaryota, Metazoa, Chordata, Amphibia, Anura, Pelobatidae. The record is from RefSeq and is a predicted model, not a curated record.